AUGUUCAACGUGGUGCGAAGAUUAUUCGGGGCGACACCCGCUGAAGGAGAGCCGGCACCCGAAAAAGCGAUCGAACUCAUAAGUCUGCCCGCCGGACGUUUGAAUUUAAUUCGGCCAAAGCAUGUAACCAAGGUCGAAAAGGAAUGCAUAUAUUUGGAAGCCGGACUGAUAAUUCGGCGAACUUCGAUCCCUUUUCACUAUCAGCUGGUCGUCGCGAGGUUGGGCGAAGGUGAUGAAGAGUUAGAAAGUGAGGAUGCGCUAGAGGAUGAUUAUGAGAAGGCCUUUUUGUUGGCGAAGGUUCUUGAUUUUCGGGUUUACGAGACAGUGGAUGACAGCGAUGAGGAAGAAAGACCUGCGAUUGCGUUUUCUUGGCUUGAUCUCUCAUCCCCCGAUAUUUCCGAAAGAUUCGAAUUUGUCAUCAGCAGCCAGCAUGAAGGCUGCUCAAGCUCUGAAAUCGAACGGGUUGAAGAUGCUAUUGUGCAGUGCAUUGUGGGUUAUCGAAUACCAUCUUAUAAGUGGGAAGGCGAGAAUGAGAAGGAUAGUUCGGAAGCUCCAGAAGAUGAUCUGUUGGUAAUCAAGGAAAGCUUUGAUUUACCUUGCCCACAAUCAGAGAUCAGCCAUCCAGCACAACCGUUGCCUUUAUUUCGCCCCCCAAGCACUAUUCCGAGCGAAGACUCAGAUAUUGAGCAAACCGCCGACACCACUUUGGAUUAUUCUGAAACAUCUCAAAGAUCACGUGUAUUCCGUCCUCCCAGUCUACAUAGCGAAGAUUCAGACCUAGAGGACUCAUCAGAAACUGAGCCUAACCCGGGAGCCAACGCCGAGGAACAGGGUGUUGAAGAUGACAGUGAUUCUUCUGCUGAUGAAAUAGUCAACCAACUCAGGGGCACCACUCUUGCUGAUAAACGCAAAGAACAACCGACAUCCUCACCGAUCUCCCGAACCAUCUUAGGCACCCCUUCUCGGACAUAUUCGCCGAAAGCUGACCCUUCGAGCCAUCGGAAACCACAUACUUCGUUUUCAACAGAUCAAGUUUCGCCAGCAAAGGCACAGUCUCCCACACCCUCGGCACAGCGGGCUUCUCAUACCUCGACGGCCCAAGCCUCUUCGCCCACAUCUACUUCCACCUCAGAAGAAUCGCUAGUCAAUGAGGAUUACGAGAUCAAUCACCGCAAUCCAACUAGCCACAAUGAUGAAUCCCUUCGAGCAGAUGAAGACCCUGAAGUCCUACAAAGCCAAUCAGCGAUAGAUAAUGAAGAUCAUUCGUUGGUUGAAGAACAAUCAUUCAUUGCAGAACAGUCAUUUGUUGGCGAAACCGUCUCAGCUUGGAAAGCGAUUUGCAACCUUUAUAUAUUUAAGUCUGCUACAACAAGUUUUGAGAGGUGGGAGACUGGGGCUAGGGCAGAACUUUGGGUAUCUGCCCCUCAGAAUCCACAAUCUGAUAUAUGCUGGUUGACAGUGAAACCGCCGGGAGUCGAUGACGAUGACCUACGUUGCGUGAUUUCUACUCCCAUUGGAAGUGAACAAAAUCUCAGUUUCAGUGGUGGAAGCAUUUUGUUUCACUACAGGUACGAUGUUCCGGGCGAUGAUGCCCAUUACCGAACAUGGGCAUUGCGAUUUCCGGACGACGAAACUUCGCGUGAUCAAUAUACUGCUGCUCAAGAAGCGUUUGCUAAGGCUUUAUACGACCGAGACCAUGGCCUUGGUAGCUACGAGGCCCAAGAUCGAGCCACCAAAGACUGGAGUCGUUUGACAUAUGGCGUCUCUGUUGAAGGUGCUUAUGACGAGGAGGACGAGGGACAAUCCGAUGAUAGCGAAGAGGCCGAAGAUGAUGAGGAAGAAGAAGAUUAUCCAAGUAGUGAUGAUGACGACGACGACGACGCGCAAUUACAACAAUUCCGCUCCAAGAAAACUAUCUCCAAAAAUUCGUGUUUUGCAACCGGGGCAAAUGAAAACCUGACAUGUGUCUCUAGGGAUGACAUGUUGGGACUAUUUAAGAAUGAGUCCACUAACGACAAAAAACUGAAAUUUAUGGCCACCAUCCCUGAACUGAGAACGCCUGAUGGAAGAGUCAUACGCCCAACCAAGAUAAUGAUGUAUGGUCAAGACAGCACUGUAGUUGUCCAAGACGAAUCUAUCCCAGAAUAUUUGUUCCCCGUCGACCUAGCAGUUGGUAAAAUAGUGGAUUCUUGGGACAUGGACGAGAACAUAGUGAAGGACUUUUUUGGACAGACCAAGACCAGUCAAAUGGAACAGCGGAGUAACCUAAUCGGGACCUCUUUUAACAAAAUUUUCCGGAUUGAUCCCCGAGUGGAUGGCCCCAAAGCUGUAGCUGAGAUGACCAAAUCUUAUAAAACGAAGAUGGACUUUUCCUGUGGUGUUACUACAGCCUCCGGACAAAUGGCAAUCGGAGCAGAGACAGGAAUAGUCAGACUGUUCGACCCCAAAAUUGGCAAAAUUGCUAAAACUGCACUACCUGGAGUUAGGGACGCUAUACGACAUCUGGAUGUCACCAACAAUGGAAGAUAUCUCGUCGCUACUUGUCAAAAGUAUUUGCUCCUCUGGGAUUGCCAAAUGAGCAGUGGUCAAUUGGGAUUCGACAAAAGCUUCCCUAAGGAUGAGAAGCCCGGCGGUAUCAGGAUCGAACUUACCAAAGAACAUCGAGCGCAGAUCAUUGAUGAAAACAUCAAAUAUUGUUUCAAGGACGCAAAAUUCAAUCAAGGCGAUGGAGAAGUAGAGAGGAAGAUUAUUACUGCCAUUGGUCCUUACAUCAUUGAAUUCGACUUGAAGUCGAUCUUGGAUAAGAAUAAGAAGACUCAAUACACCCUCAAGAGAUAUCAGCAGAACGUUGUUGGUGAUAACUUCCGGUGGGGUAAUGAUAAAGAUAUUGUUGUCGCACUUGAAAGUGACGUGAUCAUGGAGAAACGAAGCAAAUUGUCGAAGCCCAAUCGCAAAUCUAUCGUCGGACUUGAACCUAUCAAUUCCAACAGGAACCGGCCAUCGAGUAGUCGCAUCAGAACUUCGACCUUGGGCGCUGUUCCAGAAUGGGAGGAGUGA
Messenger RNA from Puccinia graminis f. sp. tritici CRL 75-36-700-3, 3057 nucleotides. RefSeq lists its product as uncharacterized. Gene Ontology annotation, molecular function: protein binding. The record is from RefSeq and is a predicted model, not a curated record. The transcript is spliced from 14 exons. Bases 1 to 3057 code for a protein of 1018 amino acids. Lineage: Eukaryota; Fungi; Basidiomycota; Pucciniomycetes; Pucciniales; Pucciniaceae. Gene Ontology annotation, cellular component: cytoplasm; nucleus.